Besnoitia besnoiti is the source of this 3651-nucleotide messenger RNA. RefSeq lists its product as uncharacterized. Gene Ontology annotation, cellular component: COG complex. NCBI's taxonomy places the organism in Eukaryota, Apicomplexa, Conoidasida, Eucoccidiorida, Sarcocystidae. The record is from RefSeq and is a predicted model, not a curated record. Gene Ontology annotation, biological process: retrograde vesicle-mediated transport, Golgi to endoplasmic reticulum; intracellular protein transport; Golgi organization. The transcript has 13 exons. Bases 1 to 3651 code for a protein of 1216 amino acids.
AUGCCUACCUCUGCUGUCACCCGCGCUUCUCCCUCCUCUUCAUUUCCCUCUUCUGCGUCUGCGUCUUUUCCGCUUUCUGAUGCGUUCCACUCGUUGUCGGACCCGGGUUUUUCUCCGGGGCCCUGGCUAGACGCGUGCAUUGAAACGGGUCUUCAAAGCCGCCCCGACCUCUACCGGCCGUCUUCUCCCGAUCAGCAGACAGCAGAGGAGGAAGCGCAGCGGCUUCAAAGCACGGUUGGCGGCCUUCUCGCGGAUGUGCAACAGAGAAUUGCGACUUCCUUCUGCGCACUGGACGUCAAGAGUCAGGAUCUCUCUGCGGCUGUUCCCGCGUGUGUGACGGAGGUCGCGAAUUUCGAAGUGAAAAUUGAGCGCGCCAACGGCAUUGUCAGUGACGCCCUCGACGCCCUCACCACCAUCGACGCAGAGCACCAGGAGAGCUUGCGUCGCCUGGCCGCCCUCGACGCGCUGAAGCAGCACUUUCAGCGCUGCCGUCGCGUGCUGCUCGACCUUCACCAGUGGGACUUCAGAGUUGGCGAAAUCGAGCUGCUUCUUCACAGCUUCCAUCAGCAGACAGCGUCGCCCGUCGCGUCUUCUUCGCCCUCUCCGGUCGCCGAACUCGCGAGCCCAGUCGGCGCCGGCCGCGUGCAGCAGCCGCGCGAGCCCGCCGCAGAUGCGCCGCCCUGCACGGCGCCUCCCUCCGCUGCCUCCUCAACGUUUGAAGCCGCGGCGAACAUCGCGCACCACCGCAGCUUGGUGCAGGCCGCCAUGCACGCCGCAGUUUUGAAAAACUCGGUCAAGGAGAUGAAGGCCUUCGGCGAGUUCGCGGGCCGCGUGCGCGCCGCAGAGCUCCUCGAAAAACGUGUCGUCGCCGUCGCGCGAAAUCUACUGAAGUCAAGCUUCCUCGCCUGCGAUCCUGCUGGCCUGCGGGUCGCGACGGAGGUCUUUCUCACUUUGCAGCGCGCCGCGCAGCUGCCUGAGGAGCUCCCCAAGAGCCUCGCCGAGCAGCUGCGGCGCGUCUGGCGGGCCUUAUGGGCGCGCACGCCCUCGGGCCGGGGCGCGGCUCUCGGGCUCGAGGGGACAGUCGGGCCUUGGGCUCCAGAGCCUCUCGAGGCUGGCGACGGGGGUGCGGGCACAGCGCUCGCGGGAGAGACAGCGGAGGACGCCAACGGCGGCUCCGGCUACUACACAGGAGGGGGGCAGGACAGCGACUACGGCCAUGACGGCUUGGCGAGACCGAACCGCGCCGCGCCUAUUGGGGAGACGGAUGCGCUUCUUUUUUACUUUGAAGAGUUCGCAAAGGUGCUGGAGGAGCGCGCGUCACUUCUUCGGCGCUUCGCGGACGAACUGAGUCAGGCGGAGCUCCGCGCGGCGCACGCGCCGCCGCAGGGUGUCUCCUCGGCGCCGGUCGCUUUUCCGAUGGGCGCGCCAGCGCCCGUGCGGCAUCGGCUCCGUCGAACCGCAUCGCUCUCGCAGGCGCGCUGCUGGGAAGACCUGCUGCUGCGGUCGCUCAAGGCAGGCAGCGAAGUGCCCAGCGAGGAGCUCGAGGUGUUUCUCUUGGCCGCCACGCGGCUCGGCAGAGGCGCAGAGGAGGAGUUCGAAGGCGAAGAGGCUGAACGCGAAAGGGCCGGCAGGAAUUUGCAGCUUCUCGAGCGCAUGCUGCAGACCUAUGAGACCUGCGUGACGCUGCUCUGCGCGACGCCCGUUGUGGGCGAGAGCGAGCCGCACACUCCCCACCUCUGGCAGAAGCUGCCGUCGAACUGUCUCUUCUUCCCGCCGGUGCUGCUGCGCGAGUACAACGCCGCCCUCGCGCGGUCGCUCAGGGCGGCGCUGAUGGAGGAGGCCGCGUCGGUCAAGCAGCUCGACAGGCGCCAGGCGCCUUCGCAGGUUGUGAUCGAGCUCGAAGGCCGACUGGACCGCUCUUUCCAGCGCCUCGCGGACGCCUCGCUGGCGUGCUUCUCAGGCGUCGCCUCUCAGGCGGCGCUCGCGCCCUGUCUCCUCGCCUCGGCUGACGGGGCUCUCGCGGAGUUCCUCUCCUCGCUGUCGCCCGUUUUGCAGACUUUUGCGCAUACGAUUCACCACAAGGCGAAGACUCUCCAGGCGGAACAGGACGUUUCGCGCGGAGGCCGCGCCGGCACCCGAGUCAGCGAGCCCUUCCCUGACUUGCUGCCCUCCUGUGUCCCCUUCGAAGCGCCGCUGCUCAACGCCUGCCUGCAGCAGCUCCUCGUGCUCGCCUCGUUGCAGCAGAAGCUCGCGCAGGGCGCUGCGACGAUAUUCGCGCGAGCCGCGGCGGCGUAUCGCCGCUCUGGGCGGUUCAACACAUAUCUCCGAGGCCUCGUGGACCUACACCCCGACCUGCUGGUGUAUCCCUCACCGGAGGCUGUCGCUCAGAGCACCGCACUGCUCGCCGCAGCGUCGGCGUCGCCGCCCCGCUUUGACGCCGUUUUUCCUGCGAGUGCAUCGAUCUACGAGGCGCUGCUGCACGCCUCGCGCGCCCUCGUGCUCCUGGCGUGCGCAGUGCCCUUCGCGCUGUUUUUGCGGCGCUUCUACCGGCCUGCGCUCGCCAGCCAGCGCGCCGCUGUGACCCGCGAGGCGGCAGGUUUCGCAGACGACGCCCGCGAGCGCCUGCCGUCCACGGUCAUCACCACAGCUGGCGAGUUCUUUCUGCAGCUCCUGCCGCAGCUCGACGUCGCCACAGCGAGUCCGCUGGAGCCUGCGUCGGGGGGCGGCGAGGGUCGAGAGGCUGGCCCCGAGAAGGCGAGCUCUCGAGCGGAGCCUCUCAUCGCGGGCCUUCUUUCCGCCGCGUCGACUGCCUUCUGCCGCGUUCUGCUGGAGCUUGAUUUCUCCUUUUCGCCCUCGGCCGGCGGCAAACCCGCGCACGGCAGCCACAGCGCCCGCGGGCGCGAGCCCAGCGGCGACAAACUCGACGGCGGCGCCUUGCUGCAGCUGCAGUCCGACGCGCGCUACCUGGUCAGCCUCUCGAGCUCGCUGGGCUACGACUCCACAGCCGACCUCGCGUGCCUCCUCGCGCAGGAAGAAGAAGAGACAGAUAGGGGAGCGGAGGAAGAAGACGCCGCGCGCGCGGAUGGCUCGCGCCAGGCAGACACGCCGAAAGCCCAGGAGCGAGCCGAGGGAGCGGGCAUGUCUGCCGCCGACGCCUACAGCGCGGAGAGCGAGCAAGAGAAGAACGACCUGUGCUGCGACAAAGAAGAGAAUGGGAGACGCCGCGACGCGCCCGUUCAGAAGGGCCCCAGCUGGAUGGUCGAAUUGCUCCUCCUGGGGCUAGACGCGCUGGUUGAACAGGACCGGCGUGGGCACGGCGAGAGCGCGAGCGAUUGCGAGAAGGGAGACACCCGCCAGCCGAGCGGCAGUUCCGCGUCUAUCCUCGCGGCGUUCCACAGGCAGGCGAAGCGCACGCUCCUCAAAAAUGCCGCGAAAGUAAAACAGGAAGGCGAAAAGGAGAACCUGAAUUCGCCCUCAGAAGCUGCCCUCGAGGCGGCCGGCGCCUUAUCCGCCCGCGCAGAGGCGACCGUUGCCCUCGAUAGCCCCGCCUCGGACUUGUGGCGCAGCCUCGCAGAGAAAGACGACGAAGAAUGCCUCCUCAUCUGGGCGCUUCUCCACAAGCUUGGAGUCUUUGCACGAGACACCGCCUAG